CUGGGGAAAGCAUCCAGACCGAGGCAAGAGGAGGGGAAUCUCCUUCGUUUCAAGGGGUUUCUCUUGCCCACAGGGGAUUUUGGGGAGCCCUGAAGUGAGGAACGGAGGGGGAAACCCUCCUGGUCCCCACCAUGGAGCCGUGGGUGCUGCUGAACCCGCAGCAGAAGGCGCUGUACCGGAAUGUGCUGCACGAGAGCUACGAGACGCUGAUGUCCCUCGCAGCACAGGGACUGGUGAGUGGAAAAGCAGCGGAGGAAGGGCCAGGAGCGGGAAGCCGCGGGGAGCCGGACGCACGCCCCGGCAGCGAGCAGAGCCCCAGCUCCAACCGGUGCAAAGCAAAGAGCCCAGACAAAGCGGAGCCUCCCGGUGCCGCCAGGACCCCCAGAGCGGCCCGUGCCAAACCCCUCCGUGGGGCAGCCCUGGCGCGGGAGCGCCCAUUCAGCUGCGCUGAUUGCGGCAAGAGCUUCCCGUGGGCCUCGCACUUGGAGCGGCACCGGCGGGUGCACACGGGCGAGCGGCCCUUCAGCUGCCCCGAGUGCGGCGAGACCUACAGCCAGAGCUCGCACCUCCUGCAGCACCGCCGCACGCACGCCAGCGACCGGCCCCACAAGUGCGGCGACUGCGGGAAGCGCUUCGCCGGCGCGGCCGAGCUGGCGGCGCACGGCCGGGGCCACGCCACCGACAAGCCCCACAAGUGCGGUGACUGCGGGAAGGGCUUCGUGUGGGCCUCCCACCUCGCCCGGCACCGGCGCGUGCACACCGGGGAGAAACCGUUCCGCUGCGCCGAGUGCGGGGAAGCCUUCAGCCAGGGCUCGCACCUCACCAAGCACCGCCGAAGCCACACGGGCGAGCGGCCCCAUCGCUGCCCGGCUUGCGGCAAAACCUUCUGCCAGAGCUCGGACCUGGCGCGGCACCACGGCACCCACCUGGGGAAGAAAGCGCUGCGCUGCGGGGACUGCGGGAAGCUGUUCCGGGCCGGCCCGGCGCUGGCGCGGCACCAGCGGUGCCACCGGCGGGAGCACUCCCACUGCUGCGCCGACUGCGGGAAGGGCUUUGUGUGGCCGUCCCACCUGGAGCGGCACCGGCGCGUGCACACGGGCGAGCGGCCCUUCCCCUGCGGCAGCUGCGGGGAGCGCUUCGCCCAGAAAGCCCAUCUCCUGCAGCACCGCAGGACGCACGCCCCGGACCGGCCCUACAAGUGCGGGCACUGUGGGAAGCGCUUCGGAGAGGCCCCCCCGUUCCUGGCGCACCAGCGGGGCCACGCGGCGCACAAGAGCUUCACGUGCGGCGACUGCGGGAAGGGCUUCGCGUGGGCCUCCCACCUGGAGCGGCACCGGCGUGUCCACACCGGGGAGAAGCCUUACGAGUGCCCCGAGUGCGGGGAGGGCUUCAGCCAGAGCUCGCACCUCACCAAGCACCGCCGCAGCCACCUCCGCAAGGCGCUGUUGCCCCCCCGGAGGACGCAGAUGAAGGGGGAGAAGCCGCUGGAUGCUGAGGGAGGGUGCGGCCAUGGGGAGCCCUGAAGGACACGGAGCAAUGGAUGCUGAUCCCGAGGGAAAACGCAGUCUGGGGACAAAGCAAAGGACGCUGGAGGGGCUGGAGGGUGACAGCAGGUGGGUGAUGGGGCUGUGAGGCAUCAGGGAGGGGUUUAUCCCCAUGUGGGGGACGGUGGCUGCAUCCCAAUGGUCAUCACAGGGGAGAAGGAGACACUUCCUGAGGGAUGCAGAAAGGGAUGGGGGGAAGCCAUGGCUGGUUCUUGUGCCAAGGUACGGUGGCGUUUGUGCCUGUUCCUCGCUGCCGGCAGGAUGGAGAAGGGGAUGCGUUGCACCCAUGGAGAGGGCCCCAUGCU
Molecule: messenger RNA, 1849 nt
Organism: Pezoporus flaviventris
Lineage: Eukaryota; Metazoa; Chordata; Aves; Psittaciformes; Psittacidae
Product: zinc finger protein CKR1-like
Exons: 2
Coding region: 132-1523 (463 amino acids)
Biological process (GO): regulation of DNA-templated transcription
Cellular component (GO): nucleus
Source: RefSeq, a predicted model, not a curated record